Mycosarcoma maydis (corn smut) is the source of this 1092-nucleotide messenger RNA. RefSeq lists its product as uncharacterized. Gene Ontology annotation, molecular function: water channel activity; glycerol channel activity. Gene Ontology annotation, cellular component: plasma membrane. The record is from RefSeq and is a predicted model, not a curated record. The coding region runs from base 1 to 1092 and encodes 363 amino acids. Gene Ontology annotation, biological process: glycerol transmembrane transport; water transport. NCBI's taxonomy places the organism in Eukaryota, Fungi, Basidiomycota, Ustilaginomycetes, Ustilaginales. The transcript has a single exon.
AUGACGAGGCUCACAUCCCAUUCUCAGCUCUCAGAGCAUCAAGUGCAUCCAGACCCAACCGCAACGGCUCCCCUUUUGCCCGCAUCGGCGCCUCUUCCGCAUCAAGCGACACCUCUGCACAAACCACCACGAUGGUGGAGUCCUGCGUUCGGAGCGCACACCUCUUCUACUGGUCAAUCUGGAUAUGGACUCGAACCCAACAGUUGGGCCAAGCUUCGUUACGUCUACCGCCAAGAGCUAGCUGAAUUCUUUGGAACGUUUCUCAUCCUUAUUUUUGGCGCCGGUGUGGAAUGUCAGGUCAACAUGCACUACCACUCUGGUGAGACCAGAGAUGUAGCUGCGUAUGGAAGCUAUUUUCAAGGACGUCUUGCUUGGGCGGCGGGUGUAGCAAUGGCAGUUUGGGUGAGUGGCGGUAUCAGUGGUGGUCAUUGUAAUCCUAGCGUCACCAUUGCGCUGGCGCUGUUUCGUGGAUUUCCAUGGAGCAAGGUGGUUCCUUUCAUUAUUGCACAAACGCUAGGUGCAACAUUUGCCAGCCUUUUGGUAUACGCCAACAACGUGACCAACAUUGAUCGAUUUCAAGGCGGCAUAGGUGGAAUUCGCACCGUCAAGGGCCCCGGAAGCACAGCUGGGUUCUUCUUCACGUUGCCCGCUAAGGAACUCUCGUUCUGCUCUGCAUUCUUCUCGGAAUUCUUGGCCACUGCAAUCUUGCUAUUUGUGGUGUUUGCAUUGGCAGACACGGCGAAUUUGAAACCGCCCAAGGGAACACAACCUUUUGCCAUGUUCAUUGUGCUGCUGGGCAUUGGUGCUAGUCUCGGAUACAAUACGGGGUAUGCGAUCAAUGGUGCCAGAGACACAGGUCCGAGGAUUGCGCUUUGGCUGGUAGGAUAUGGCUCCGACGUGUGGACGCACGAUGGUUGGUACUGGUUGUGGAAUCCUUGGUUAAGCAGUAUCGCCGGUGGAGCGGCGGGAGCGGCGAUGUACGAUGCAUUCUUGUACACCGGUCAGGAUAGCCCGUUCAACAGGCCCAAGAAGGUGGGAAGGAGCGCAUAUGCAUCGCUGGUUCAGGAGCAUGCUGAGGAAGAACAAGCCUAG